GUGGUGUACACGUCAUCAGCGUGAGACCAUAUUACUCCGAGACUUCCGCGGUCGAUGCUGGCCAAAACAAACGGGAGAACCGACAUAACCGAGAAGUAUAGCGCUUCUUUGUCGAACUCCCGCCAGUUAUGGUAUGGAGAGCCCGAACAGGGUGAAUGAAUUCUGGGGACCGAGCGAGACGAAGAGGAUCAGCGCGUGCAGGAGGACGGGUGUCUGACAGAACCGGACGGACUCCGCUGGACCGGCUGCGCUCCUUCACCCGAACCCUCUACCGGCUCCCGGUGUCCCUGCUGCGAGCUCUCCUUCUGCUCCUCUGGUGGCUGUUCCGGCCGAUCCGCCGAACCAUGGCGGCCAGGGCCAAAGACCGCGGAUCCGAGGGCUGUGAAGAAACCGGAGAGCUGAUCCGAAACUACCACAAACAAGCGUUCGAGUUCAUUUCUUUGGCUCUGAAGAUCGACGAGGAUGAGAAAGGUGAUAAGGAGCAGGCAGUGCAGUGGUACAGAAAAGGCAUCGCUGAACUGGAGAAAGGCAUCCGUAUCCAGGUCACUGGAGCUGGUGAGAAGGCAGACCGAGCCAGAAAGCUUCAGACUUACAAUUUUCCUCUUAAAUGUCUCUUUUCCUCUGUCUGUUUCCUUUUCUGCAAUCACAAAGGCAAACUGCUUUCAGAGUCCCCAGCAGAGGGCUGCUCAGAUCACACUGGCCUGUCUUUCUCCAAUGGGAAUCUGCGUCCAGUUGCAGGCAGUGGAGCAGUUUCCAAAAAGAAGGACACUCUCACGAUCACAAGUCAAUCCCAUCUGCGGCCCAAAAACCCACCCAAAUCUGCCCCCGCGGCUGCCCUGCACCGCAUGCCUUCAACCGGUCACAGCAGCAGGACCGGCCCUCAGAACAACCUGAAGGGGCCCUCGGCAAGAGGCGGUAACAGACAUAACGUUAGAGCCAGCAACACUGCCACUGCGUCACCUCAGAGGAAAAGAGACAUGAAGAACUUGAAAAAUGUAGACAGCAAACUGGCCAACCUCAUCCUUAAUGAGAUCGUAGAGAGGUUGGCUUGUCGUUGUGUGUGUGUGUGUGUGUGUGUGUGUGUUCAGGUGGGAGAGGGCGAGAAACUGGUUCGAGCUUUGUUUGCGGUUGCUAGGGAACUGCAGCCGUCAAUCAUCUUCAUCGAUGAGAUUGACAGUCUGCUCUGUGAGAGGCGAGAGGGCGAGCAUGAUGCCAGCAGAAGACUCAAAACUGAGUUCCUCAUCGAGUUUGAUGGAGUGCAGUCAGGAGGAGAUGAGCGUGUGUUAGUGAUGGGAGCCACUAACAGGCCUCAGGAGCUUGAUGAGGCAGUUCUUAGGCGAUUCGCUAAACGCAUUUAUGUGGCUUUACCUACAGAGGAGACUCGUUUGAAGCUGCUCAAGAACCUCCUCAGCAAACACAGAAACACUUUAUCUCAGAAAGAGCUGAGUCAGUUAGCCAGGAUGACUGAGGGUUACUCCGGCAGCGAUCUGACCUCACUGGCUAAAGACGCUGCUCUUGGUCCUAUACGGGAACUGAGGCCUGAACAAGUGAGGAACAUUCCAGCCGGAGAGAUGAGGGACAUCCGUUUCUCUGAUUUUGAGGAUUCGCUCAAGAGGAUAAAGCGGAGCGUGAGUCCUCAAACGCUGGAUCAGUAUGUCCGCUGGAACAGACAGUACGGAGACACAACAGCUGUAUGACACCGACACGCACUAUACAAGGAGGACGUCAAAUGUUUUUUACUAAAGACGUGGAAUACAAAUCUUGGAGGGGAUUUGUAUUAUUUUGUCUUUUCUAUGACUUUGCGAGUUGUUGGAGCUCAGCUUGUGAUUUUCUUUGACUGAAUUACGGCCAGAGCUCGAGACGAUGUGGACAGCAAAAGACAAAAGAUUUUCCUACAAAGCCAGAAGCAUUUUCCUUUAAUUCAGCACCUUGAUUGCUGUGUGAAUGAUAAAGCACUUGGCGUCUGUGGUGUUUGUGUGCUCUAGAUGCAUGUUCCUCUUAUUUUGUUGCUUGAUUUGUUUUUGCUUCAUGUAUCCAGAUAAAGUGAAUCCUGAUGGGAAAUGAUGUGGGCCGGGUCAGUCAAAUAACACUUAAGGAUACCGAUGAUAAAUGAACGAUCAUAGAAUGUAUUGUUUGAUCUCCUGAUGAUUAGAAACCAUUCAGACUGCAUUUGUAUUUGGAUUGACUAGCACUCCUUAUGUUUUUUCCAUUUACAGGCACUAGGGGCAUGAGUUGAGACUAUGUGAAUGUCUUCUAAAGGUUUUCCACUAGUGCUGAAGUUAUGAUAUUGCUCCAUGUACAAAUGUUUUUCAAGUCUGCUGUGUCUUUAAAAAUGUUAAAUGUUUGCAGUGAGCAAUUGGGAAACAAUUUGAUUCAUUUGUAAAGUGAUUAACAGAUUGACAGAAAGAUUGGGAUGUGUUGUUUUUGAAAACAAUAUUUGAAAUUGUGCAGCAUA
This is a messenger RNA of Sinocyclocheilus grahami, 2455 nucleotides long. It is a transcript of the gene spast, whose product is annotated as spastin. The coding region runs from base 156 to 1697 and encodes 513 amino acids. Gene Ontology annotation, cellular component: microtubule cytoskeleton. The transcript has 15 exons. Lineage: Eukaryota; Metazoa; Chordata; Actinopteri; Cypriniformes; Cyprinidae. Gene Ontology annotation, molecular function: ATP binding; ATP hydrolysis activity. The record is from RefSeq and is a predicted model, not a curated record.